Haliotis rufescens (red abalone) is the source of this 784-nucleotide messenger RNA. RefSeq lists its product as uncharacterized. The transcript is spliced from 4 exons. NCBI's taxonomy places the organism in Eukaryota, Metazoa, Mollusca, Gastropoda, Lepetellida, Haliotidae. The record is from RefSeq and is a predicted model, not a curated record. Bases 13 to 714 code for a protein of 233 amino acids.
CCUGGCAAAAAGAUGCACUUCUUCAUCUCGUUUGUGCUGAUCUACGCAGGUAAUCGAAUCUCAGCAGAAAUGUUCCAAACUUCAAGAACUGACAGCAUUUCAAAUCUGACAAAGGUGGAUGGGCAGACGGUGUUCAGCUCGAAUUUCCUGCUGUUUGACGUGAAGAGUUGCAAUAAAGUGCAGUUCGUCGUUAACUUCGACAACGGCAUGGCAAGGAUGGACAUUUAUCCGAACAGGAGUUUGCAGGUGCAGUACUGUUACAAGGGCCUUGAUUGUACCGUGGAGAUGUUUACAGUAACCGGUGACACGUGCGACGGCUAUACACCGUUGUGGGUGCAGGUGCAGUUUUAUGGCGUGGUUAUCGGCGAAGGUUGUGACGUUGAAGAAUCCCAACUUUCCUCUUCACCAUGGCUGAUGUUGUUGUAUGGAAACACAAGCAUCGGAAUCUCUUCUGCAGAUGAUGCUUGGUGGAGACUGGGCGAGUCUGCGUGUAAACCUGUGACCACACCAGCGACGACCACCACCUUAACAACACAUUCUACAACAACGCCUGCGACGACAUCCGAAGCACCAGGGUCUUUGGUGAUUGAUACAACGAAGAAUGAAACCAUGCAUAACAACGUGAACAUGGGGCGAUCUGGCGGCGCUGUCUGCAACAACUCCCUGGCUGUGAUGACCAUGGCUGCUACGUGGAUGUUCUUUUUGAAGUACUAAUGAAACAUACAGCUAGAGCCGAUCCACCUGUCGAUGCAUUUUGUCAUUGUUGUCUCAUAAUGAAUUAAAA